AUGAGCAAAAAUGAACUAGUGAAAGUCCCGUCUAAGGUUAGAGAAGAAGAAUUAAAUGAUUUACAUGAUUGGAUAAAUAGUUUUACUUUGUCAAGAAAAAUUAAAAAUAUUAAUAGAGAUUUUUCAGAUGGAGUAUUAAUGGCAGAACUAGUUAAUAUCUGCUUACCCAAAUUUGUAGAAAUACAUAAUUAUAGUAAAGCCAAUUCUAUAAAUCAAAAAACAUAUAAUUGGAAUACUUUAAAUGAAAAAGUGUUUAAAAGAUUGUCUUUUAAAAUUGAUAAAAAAAAUGUAGAAGAAAUAGUAAAUUGCAAAUACAUGGGUGUGGAAAAAGUCCUUAUCACAUUUAAAGAUCAAUUACAAAAAUACAAAAGUGAAAUAAAAGAUCAAAAUAAUAAUUUGUUAAAUAAGGAAUUGAAUAAAUUGAUAAGUCAUGAAACGGAAAUCCCAGACGAAGAAAAUCAGAAUCUCAACGAAAGCCAGAACCCCGACCCUUUAAAUAACAACGAAAUUGUCGAGAUAUUGAGGGAAAAGAUAUUUAACCUAGAAAAGCUCUUAAAAAUUAAGGAAAAUAAAAUUGAUAUAUUAAAUAAGAAAAUUGAGGCAUUAAAUAAAAUUUAA
This is a messenger RNA of Plasmodium yoelii, 618 nucleotides long. Its product is annotated as conserved protein, unknown function. Gene Ontology annotation, biological process: regulation of cytoskeleton organization. Gene Ontology annotation, molecular function: microtubule binding. Gene Ontology annotation, cellular component: axoneme. Bases 1 to 618 code for a protein of 205 amino acids. The record is from RefSeq and is a predicted model, not a curated record. The transcript has 3 exons. NCBI's taxonomy places the organism in Eukaryota, Apicomplexa, Aconoidasida, Haemosporida, Plasmodiidae.